AUGUUUAAAAGCGUGGUGUGGAAACGUUUUUCAUCUACUAGCGGAACUGCAAGGGGAAAGUUAGACGAAUUCUUGAUAUACCACAAGACAGAUGCCAGGUUAAAGCCAUUUAUUUACCGUCCCAAGAAUGCUCAGAUCUUGCUAACUAAAGAUAUCAGAGACCCCAAGACCAAGGAACCAUUGGAGCCAAGACCCCCCGUAAAGCCGUUAUCGAGACAAACGUUAAAUGAUUUUAUUUAUUCAGUUGAACCCAAUUCGACGGAAUUGUUGGACUGGUUUAAAGAGUGGACUGGCACCUCAAUUAGAAAACGUGCUGUUUGGACCUAUAUCUCACCAAUCCAUGUUCAGAAAAUGUUAACUGCGUCUUUUUUUAAAAUCGGUAAAUAUGCACAUAUGGUGGGACUCUUAUAUGGUAUGGAACACAAGUUUCUCAAAGCCCAAAACCCAUCCGUGUUUGACAUCGAACAUUUCUUCAAUAUCAAUCUCAUGUGCUCCUUGCACCGAAAUAAGCUAAGAAACUAUAAAGACGUAGACAUCGCUCAAAAGAAACUGCUCGUUGCAUGGAGAAAAGUACUAGAUCGGAAAAAUAAUACAGGGCUAGCAAACACCCUUGUGGCGACAUUGGGCAGACAAAUUGGCUUUACUCCAGAACUACCUGGCUUGGAACCUGUCCAAAUUAGCCUACCAGAAAUCCCUACUUCCUUAAGUAGCGCCGAAACAAAGGAAUUAUUAGACAGAUUCGAAGGAGUAUUCUUAAUUGCCAGAACACUCUUAGAUAUUGAUCAACACAACGCUCAAUAUCCGGAAUUACAGAAGUUUAUAAGCCAAUACCAGAGCGCAUUGGGUGAAUCUCAUGACCCUUACGACACGUACUUGAAAUCAUUGGAACACCUAGAAGCGCAAGCUCCUCAAGAGAUUGCCGAAGAAAAAGCAGAAUAG
This is a messenger RNA of Saccharomyces eubayanus, 939 nucleotides long. RefSeq names its product mitochondrial 37S ribosomal protein mS44 MRP13 (gene MRP13). The transcript has a single exon. The record is from RefSeq and is a predicted model, not a curated record. Bases 1 to 939 code for a protein of 312 amino acids. Lineage: Eukaryota; Fungi; Ascomycota; Saccharomycetes; Saccharomycetales; Saccharomycetaceae.